This is a messenger RNA of Onychomys torridus (southern grasshopper mouse), 761 nucleotides long. It is a transcript of the gene Eef1g, whose product is annotated as eukaryotic translation elongation factor 1 gamma. Gene Ontology annotation, cellular component: cytoplasm; nucleus. Gene Ontology annotation, biological process: translational elongation. The record is from RefSeq and is a predicted model, not a curated record. Lineage: Eukaryota; Metazoa; Chordata; Mammalia; Rodentia; Cricetidae. The transcript has 5 exons. The coding region runs from base 36 to 746 and encodes 236 amino acids.
AGCUCAGCGCGGCUGGAGACGGAACUGUCGUGCGUAUGCCUUUUAUGCCGUCCUCGCUUUCCGGCCGCUGUUUCCGCACGCUGUCCCCUUACACCCGCCCUUGUCUCCCUGGCGGCUUACUUUGCGGCAGCACCGACAGCCCCACCCCCUUUCUCUGCGGAAUCACCAUGGCGGCUGGGACCCUGUACACAUAUCCUGAAAACUGGAGAGCCUUCAAGGCUCUCAUUGCUGCUCAGUACAGUGGGGCUCAGGUCCGCGUGCUCUCCGCACCACCCCACUUCCACUUUGGACAAACCAACCGCACCCCUGAAUUUCUCAGAAAAUUCCCGGCUGGCAAGGUUCCAGCAUUUGAGGGUGAUGACGGAUUCUGUGUGUUUGAGAGCAAUGCCAUCGCCUAUUACGUCAGCAGCGAGGACCUUCGGGGAAGUACUCCAGAGGCAGCAGCUCAGGUGGUGCAGUGGGUGAGCUUUGCUGACAGUGACAUUGUUCCUCCAGCCAGCACCUGGGUGUUCCCCACCUUGGGCAUCAUGCACCACAACAAACAGGCCACUGAAAAUGCAAAAGAGGAGGUGAGGCGAAUCUUGGGGCUGCUGGACACUCAUUUGAAGACAAGGACUUUUUUGGUGGGUGAGCGAGUGACACUGGCUGAUAUCACAGUUGUCUGCACCCUUCUGUGGCUCUACAAACAGGUGAGGUUUGUAAAGAAGCCAUUUGACAGGUGCUGGGGUGCCCUGCGUUCUGCUUAGGACUCAGACCAAUUA